AUGUCAUACCUCACCCGGUCAUCAGCUUCUCUGCGGACUGCUGGAAGAGCUGUUUGUGUUAGGUCAAGUGCAGCCAUCCACACCUCGUCAGCACGCCUGGCGUUGAGUGAAGACCAUGCUCACAACGAAAACCGAGCUGCCGACAUUGAACGCCACAAGUCUGACAGCGUCGAGAAAGCCAAGACCGGUCGAGGAGAAUGGAAGCCCGAGCUCGCCUCGCAGAGCGAGCAAGCCACCCGCGGUGACAAACACAACAUGACGAUGGAACAGAUGCAGAAGAUGACCAAGGAGAAGGCCGAGCAGGACGGGAAGCAAAAGUAA
Messenger RNA from Fonsecaea erecta, 321 nucleotides. RefSeq lists its product as hypothetical. The transcript has 2 exons. The coding region runs from base 1 to 321 and encodes 106 amino acids. Lineage: Eukaryota; Fungi; Ascomycota; Eurotiomycetes; Chaetothyriales; Herpotrichiellaceae. The record is from RefSeq and is a predicted model, not a curated record.